Rhinocladiella mackenziei CBS 650.93 is the source of this 915-nucleotide messenger RNA. RefSeq lists its product as uncharacterized. The coding region runs from base 1 to 915 and encodes 304 amino acids. Lineage: Eukaryota; Fungi; Ascomycota; Eurotiomycetes; Chaetothyriales; Herpotrichiellaceae. Gene Ontology annotation, cellular component: Golgi apparatus; cortical endoplasmic reticulum. Gene Ontology annotation, biological process: intracellular sterol transport; regulation of plasma membrane sterol distribution; sphingolipid metabolic process. The transcript has 2 exons. The record is from RefSeq and is a predicted model, not a curated record.
AUGCCGAUAUGCAUUACAUGCAGCACUCCGGUCAGGAACUUAUACACCGUUUACAGCAAGGCAGAUGAUCGGACCUUAGGCAAAGGGGUCCGAUUAACGCAAUGUCCCAAUUGUAAACGAUUCGCCGACAAAUAUGUCGAGCAUGACUUUGUCGUUCUCUUCAUUGAUCUUGUGUUGAUCAAACCACAAGUCUACCGUCAUCUUCUGUUCAACAGACUGGGGCGCUCCGAUGACAAGUUCGAUCCCAGCAUCUUGCGGCUGGGAACCCUACUGAUUCUAUUCGAUGUCUACAUUACUUGGGCUAGAAUAGAGAAGACGCAUGCCCUUAACGGAGGCACUAGUGUCGGGUCUCGCCUUAGUGAAAUGCCCAUUCUGACGCAAUAUCUCUUCUUUCUCACAAUGAAUGUCCUAGCCACUGUUGCCCAACAUGGAAUCAUUCGGGUAUUGACAAGACUACUUCUCGCUCGGCCCAUGACUCAGGAAGAGACUGGCAAUGGUAACAAGUCACCACAUGCCACGCCAGAAAAUGGAUCGAGACAGCCAUUAAUUCCAGCUGGGCGCGCAAGCCCAAGUGCAAUCAGCACGGCAUUGUUCGUUUCAAGUUGCACCAAACUUUUUCCUAUCCUGCUGGUGAUAUGGCCGACGGAAGCAAAAGAAGCGGAUUCUUUUGGCUUUGCGUUCCACGCCACCAACUACGUGGGUUGGGCUGUCCUUCUCAACAAUGUCGAGGCUUUGUUGAUCCUCCUUAAUUGUGGAUAUGUCAUUGCGACCACUCUUGCUGUCUCUGGGGUUCUUGCACGAUGGGCAGUGGAAGGCUGGAUACUAGGUUUGGUGGGAUUAGGAACCGAUACAGGCCCCGUAGGAGAUCUCUGGGCUGCAAUCGCCUUUUCCAGGGCCCUGUUCAAAGGGAGAUAA